This is a messenger RNA of Cuscuta campestris, 2274 nucleotides long. The record is from the annotation of a GenBank genome assembly. NCBI's taxonomy places the organism in Eukaryota, Viridiplantae, Streptophyta, Magnoliopsida, Solanales, Convolvulaceae.
CUUUCUCUCCCUCUUCUCUUCGUCUCUCCCUCACUUGCCCAGUUGCCCAGGUAUGUUUUUUUUUCUUUUUCUCUUCCUUCCCCAAUCCGAUCUACCUUCCCACAUCUCUUUCUCUCUUUUUUCUCUUUUUUUCUCUUUCUCUCUUUUUCUCUUCUUUCCCCGAGCCAACUCUUCCUCUCUUUUUCUCUUCCUUCCCUGAUCUAAUCGUGGAUCUAAUUUUGCUGCCCAACUUCAAUGGUCAGAUUUGUUUUCUGGUCAGAUUUGUGAUAAUCGGUCAGAUCUAAUCGCUGGUGCUACCGCCGACUCACUCAAUCGCUGCUGACUCACUCAAUCGUCUCUGGCGGCAUGGAUUCCCGGUAUUUUUGGGUCGUCAUCUUCUACUUCGUCAAUCUACGAUCUCUUCAACAACUGGUACCUGCAACACGGCGGUAAAACAUAUUCCUCCGAUCAAGAGAGGCGGCGCCGGCUGAAGGUGUUCAAGGAUAAGGACAACUACGCGUACGUCUCCCUCAAUGCCUUCGCAGAUCUCACUCACGAAGAGUUAGAGCCGGUAGAUCUAAGGAGGUGUAUUUUUGGAAGUCAAAGCCAAUAAGGAAAAUGCUUGGUUUACAAAUAUAAUCGUCACAAACUUCACAAACUUAUGCGUGAAUUUUAAUAAAAAAAUUAAAUAUUCUGCAAUAAUUUUAAAAUGAAAAUUUAAACAAUAAAUAUUAAGUUUGUAAAGUUUGUGAACGUUGCUCUUCCAAUAAUUCCAUGUGGAGGCACUCACUGUCUGAAGUCUUAACUCUUAAUACGUCUUCGCAGUCCGCCAACCUCAUAAGUCAUAUCCAUCCAAACACUACGGCGGCCGAGCACAGCGUGGCCGACAAUAAUGGAUGCUCUUUCUUUAUGCUUCUCUAUUCCCCCGCCUUCCCCACACCACUGCAAAACCCUAAUCUCCAAGCCCUACUUCACCCCGCUUCGAUCAUCUCACCCGACCCGGAAUCUCACUUCUCAUUGCUCCAAUUCGUCCCAAACCCACGACUGCAAAAACCCUCACCUGCCCCCUCUCGCCGGCGCUAAUCUCUCAUCCUUCAAUCUCUUAGAUAUCCAUCCGAACCCCCAUUUCUUCUCUCUUUUGAUGGGGUUAUCUUUCCCCCUUUCGUGUCUUGCUUCUGAAUCCGAUGUGCCCACUGAAGGGAUUUCCAGUAAGAUCGACUUGGAGGCAAUUUUGGUCUCCAUUGAUAAUUUCUUGACUAGAUACCCCUUUUUCCUUUUCGGGGUUGGGUUCAUUUGGCUUGUGGUGAUCCCGCUCACUGAGGAGUACUUGCAGAAGUACAAGUUCAUAUCUGCCAUUAACGCAUUCAAGAACCUCCGGAAUGACCCGAAUUGUCAGAUGUUGGAUAUUAGGGACAAGAGAGCUUUGGCAUAUUUGGAUUCGCCCAAUUUGAAAAUCUUGAAUAAGAAGGUGUUGCAGGCUCAUUUCGUCGAAGGAAAGGAAGAUAUUUUUGUCAAGGAAGUUUUGGAGAACUUUCGGGAGCCAGAAAGCACCACAGUUUGCAUUAUAGAUCAUUUCGAUGGUAACUCACUCAAAGUGGCUGAAAUGUUGGUGAAAAAUGGUUUCAAAGAAGCCUAUGCAAUCCGUGGUGGGCUGAGAGGCAACAAAGGAUGGCAGGAGAUACAAGAAUCACUUCUCCCUUUAUCUGUUCGUGUCUAUCCCAAAAAGAAAAACAAAGAACAGAAUGAGAGUGGUAUAUAUGCAAACCAGCCAGAGGAAGAAGGCACGGAUUCUGGCAUAAAAAGAAGUGAACAGAUUAGCAAUGGAUCUGCUACGAAACCCAGCGAACUCAUCCCACAAACACCAAGUGGCGUGUCUCCAUAUUCAAAUGAUCCAGCUUUGAAGCCACCAUCCCUUUGACUCCAUCAAAGUGUUCAAGUCGAUGAAAUGGGCUAUGGCCAAAAGUGUUGAUUUUUUCCUAUCAUGGUGGGAAUUCAGAGAUAGAAAGCUGGUGGGUCUGUUCUUGUGAAUGUUGCAGACUAAAAUUUUUACUCUGUUUUUGGUACAUUGUAAAUUCUAGUGGAGCAUAUGACAAGUGAAUUUGUAUUUGUAAUGAUUAUGAAGAAAAAAAUCUCUUGAGCAAUGGCAGCAAGCAAAUUUCUGUCUUUUACAAUGCUGCAAUUCAUUUAGUUUGCAGCUGAAACAACUUACAGAGCAUCUCUGUUUUAAAUAUGUAUACAUUUUGCCCUCCUAAACAUGCAUACACCAAAAUUAGCUGAUGGAUUAGCUGUUUUAUU